Molecule: messenger RNA, 9453 nt
Organism: Sarcophilus harrisii (Tasmanian devil)
Lineage: Eukaryota; Metazoa; Chordata; Mammalia; Dasyuromorphia; Dasyuridae
Gene: NR6A1
Product: nuclear receptor subfamily 6 group A member 1
Exons: 10
Coding region: 274-1731 (485 amino acids)
Biological process (GO): regulation of DNA-templated transcription
Molecular function (GO): zinc ion binding; DNA-binding transcription factor activity; sequence-specific DNA binding
Source: RefSeq, a predicted model, not a curated record
UUUCCCAGCGUGCUUCGGGAGCCCUGUGAGUUGGGCGCGGUGACGUCGGGGGAGGGAGCUGGCCAGUGCUGAGGGGCCGAGCCCGGGGCUCUCCCAAGUAGUCUCAGUCAGCGCCAGAGCCUCGGGAGCCCAGCACAACUCCCGCCCAGGGUCAAGCGGCUCAGCUUAGCCCAGCUUGUCCCGGCCCGGCCCGGUCCGGGACAUGACAGCCUCCGCCUCUGGGGAGCCGCCCCUGGCGGAGCUGCGGGCCCCGCGCGGGCCCUGAGCGCGCCCAUGGAGCGGGACGAGCGGCCGCACAGCGGCGCCGCGGGCUCCUCCGCUUCUCCAGAGCCGCCUCUGGCUCCGACCCCCGCGGCGGCUCCGGGAGCAGCCUCGGCCCCGCGCAAUGGGUUCUGUCAGGAUGACUCUGUUGAACAUGACCCAGCCAAUAUUUCUGUUUCAGAUGAUCGAGCCGAACAAAGAACGUGUCUUAUCUGUGGAGACAGAGCUACAGGGUUGCACUAUGGUAUCAUUUCCUGUGAAGGCUGCAAAGGGUUUUUCAAGAGGAGCAUUUGUAACAAGCGGGUAUACAGAUGCAGUCGUGACAAGAAUUGUGUUAUGUCCCGGAAACAGCGGAAUCGAUGUCAGUAUUGCCGCCUGCUCAAGUGCCUGCAGAUGGGGAUGAACAGGAAAGCAAUCAGAGAAGAUGGCAUGCCAGGAGGCAGGAACAAAAGCAUUGGGCCUGUCCAGAUAUCAGAGGAAGAGAUUGAAAGAAUUAUGUCUGGGCAAGAAUUUGAGGAAGAGGCAAACCAUUGGAGCACCAAUGGAGACAGUGACCAUAGUUCCCCUGGCAAUGGAGUUUCUGAGAGCAACCAGCCUUCACCAGUUUCUACACUGUCCUCAAGUAGGUCUGUGGAGCUGAAUGGAUUCACUGCCUUCAGAGAGCAGUACAUGGGGACCCCAAUGCCCCCACACUAUCAGUAUAUACCGCACCUUUUUAGCUAUUCCGCUCACUCGCCUCUGCUGCCCCCCCAAGCCCGGAGCCUGGACCCCCAGUCCCACAGCUUGAUUCAUCAAUUGGUGCUUGCUGAGGACCUGGAACCCCUGGGCACACCCAUGUUGAUCGAAGACGGGUACACUGUAACUCAGGCUGAGCUGUUUGCGCUGCUUUGUCGCCUGGCAGAUGAGCUGCUGUUCAGGCAAAUUGCUUGGAUCAAGAAGCUGCCAUUCUUCUGUGAGCUUUCAAUCAAGGACUAUACCUGCCUCCUGAGCUCCACAUGGCAGGAGCUCAUUCUGCUGUCAUCCCUCACCGUGUAUAGCAAACACAUCUUUGGGGAGCUGGCAGAUGUGACAUCCAAGUAUUCACCAUCUGAUGAGGAGCUGCACAGAUUUAGUGAAGAAGGGAUGGAGGUAAUGGAGAGAUUGAUCUACCUGUAUCGAAAGUUUCAUCAGCUGAAGGUCAGCAACGAGGAGUAUGCUUGCAUGAAAGCCAUCAACUUCCUCAAUCAAGAUAUCAGGGGCCUAACAAAUGCUUCACAGCUGGAGCAGUUGAACAAGCGGUAUUGGUAUAUUUGCCAGGAUUUCACCGAGUAUAAGUACCCUCAUCAGCCAAAUCGUUUUCCCGAUCUAAUGAUGUGUUUACCAGAGAUACGAUAUAUUGCAGGAAAGAUGGUGAACGUGCCCCUGGAGCAGCUGCCACUGCUUUUUAAAGCUGUUCUGCACUCCUGCAAGACAAGUGGGAGCAAGGAAUAAGGCCCUCCCCCCCCUCCCUCCCCCAGCCAGCUCCCUGCCCUAUCCCCUGCCUGGGGGGAGCGCAGGGCUCACCAAGAGAAACAGGAGAGCCGAGACCAGGAUGGAGGCAGCUGAGCACUGCCCCUCUAGCAUAAAUCUUUUUAUUUGUUUGUUGUUUUUUUUAAAACUCAUUUUCUAUAUAUUUAUUUCACGACAGAGUUGAAUGUAUGACCUUCAACACAAUGCACAUACUUCUGUAUGAAUUUAAAGAUGCAUUUCCUUACAGUUUACAGAAUGUGAGAAUGUUUAAUGUUACAAUGUUGUCAUUAAUUAGGUCUUGUUCUUCUUUAUAUUUGAGGGGUGGGGGGGUGGGGGGAGCUAACUAUUUCAAUAGUGUUGACUAAGACUACCUCAAGGAAAAGGUGGUAUUGAAAUACUGACUUUUCCAUUAUUUUCUCAGCAGACCUCACAGGUUUGAGCUAGAGAGCAAACUGCCUUUUUCUACCAGCAAAUACAUGCCUUCCAUCAAUCUUGGGGAGGUCAGUUGGGGUUUUUUUGUUGGUUAAUUUUUUUAAUUGAUAUAUUAAACAUCUCUGAGGAGGAAGGCCUUUGAAAUGAACAUAUCGUAAGAAGAGUAGAUUUGAAGCUUGGAGGUCUUCUAGUCACAGAAUAUUAGAAUUGGAAGGAAUCUGAGAGACCGACCAUCUAGCCCAGCCCAUACAUUGACCCAUAUUUCUAUCUAGCCUCCUUGUCACUACACCACAUUGGCUCUCAAACUUCUCCCCAAUUCCAAACUCCUCUUUCUCGCUUCAUUGGAGGAAGGUAAAGAGCAGAGAAGCAGAUGGGGGGGAAUGUCAUAAUCUUCUCUGCAUUUUUGUUCAGUGGCCAUUUUAAAUAGAUACCUUUUCAAGGAUUGUAAGAAUUUCUCAAAGUCUUGCCUUCUCUACCAGAUUGGAGAUCUAUUGGGACAGCCAGCCAGCCACUCCUUCCUUGGCUUUGGAGUAUUGCACUGUUUUCAUCUGGGCCUUGAUGAUGAUCAGCAAAUUCCAUUGCAGUACUACAUAACAAACAUUUAAGUACCUCCUUCGUUCAGAACUCUGAAAAGAAUUUAAAUUAGACACCACACUUGCCCCACGUGGAAUUCAUUUUCUAGACACCAAAGUAAAGUGUUACCUAAGUGAAUGAGAAGAGAAGAAUAGAGUGCUUUGCAGGGAAUUAUCUUGAACACCCAACAAACAUUGAUUAAAUGCCUUCAAGACCUCCUGCCCAUACACUAGGGAUACUCUGCUUGAUGGGACACUAGGCCUUCUCUGGCACAGAUAAGAAUUCUCCUAGGUAACCAUCAACCUGCCUCAUCCCUGGCCUGGCCUGGAGUGUCUUACUGGCCAAUCACCAAAACUCUUCUUACUGAGGUUAAAAAGAUACAUAAAGCUGGGACCACAUUUCCUUCAAGCAUUUGGACUUGAGGCAAGAAAAUGUGAUUCCAAACAAAUUAUUGUCUAAGGUAGUGAAAUCUCUUGUCAAUUAUUUAUACAGAGAUUGGAUGCUUAUAUGGAGGUGCCAGGAGGAGACUCCCCCUUCAGAUUAUAGUGGACUAAAUAUACUCAGAUCCCUUCCAACUCUACAGUUCUGUGAAUUGGGUCAAAAAGCCCUAACCAAUUUUUCCCAUGCUACUGUCCUGCUAAAUGUCCUAGCCAGGGAGGUUGUGACUCUUUAAACUACCUCAUAAUUUUCAGGAAAGGUCACAUCCUCCAUGAGCUGGGAUUAACAGAUUUUGGAGCUCCCCAAACUGCCUGCAGAUUCUGGGGUGAUGAUUUGUCCCAGGCCCUAAACUAGCCCAGUUUCCAUACACAUUCAGGGUAAGCUUUCUCCUGUGUGAACACGGGCUUAUAUAUAUCUCUUUCAGUAGAAGGCCAUGUUUGCUCUCUUGCUCAGGCUUGCAAAUCUUCCCAGGUGACCUGUUCCUCUUUUCUGGGUAGUCUGUCCUGGACUUUGUAAAGGAAUUCUUUGUAAUGGAAUGAGAUGUUACGGGUAUAUAACCACUGCUGGGACCAGCAGAACUGUAAUGUUAUAUUUCUCCCUGGUUUGGAAAAUUAGAGUUUCCCCAAUAGCAUGUGUUCCCCAAAUCCAGUAAGCACAUAUGGCUCAAUAUCACCUUUAAUGUGUAUGUAUGUAUACAAAUAUGUGUGUGGAUGUGCAUAUGUAUAUAUGUCUGUGUGGAUGUGGAUGUGUGUAUCCACACACGAUUCCACGCUUCAUCAGGAUGAAUCCUGCCUCCACAGUAUUAUGAGUGGUAGUGGCCAAAGGUGUUUCUCUCAUGAUAGUCAGCCUUCUGGCCACUUAGCCUGGCAUUCCAAAGUUGAACACAGCUUGUUUCUGGGCCCACCUUUGAAAUCUUUAACACACAGGCCAACCAGAGCUUGAAUGCUAAUGGCAGCCUUUAAGGACUCAGUAUCAGAAUGGGACAUUAGUAGAAAACUCAAAUGUAUAUGUAUAUACAAUGUGUACAUGCACACACCUGAUUAUCCAUGGGAAGAUUUCUGUUUGGUUUGUUUAUUUCUAAGCUUGAAAUGCUUUCCCCGUUUUCUUGACUUGAAUUUUGCGACUGUGAUCUCCUUGUAGGCAGGUUAACACUCUACUUUUUUCCUCUCUGGAGCAGGAAGAGAGGGCCAUUAGCAAUUCUGAUCAUUACUCCUGAUGAGUGGGCUCUGGCAGCUUAAGUUGAAUCUUUGCUGAUGAUCUUGCCAAAAUCCAUACCUCACCUCCCUCCUUCCCAUUAUCACUUGCUUUUCUGUUAAACUGAGCUUUUGCUCUAUCUGCUUACAGUUUCAAAGAAAAUUAUUCUCUAGCCAAUAAGAACUUACUGGUCCAAAUAAUGCAAUAUUUAGCAGAACAAAUUGUUCAUUUUUGAAGGGAGGAGAAAGGUUCUUGAGUUGCUUUUGUGCAAAUGCUUUUUUGCCAAAUGCUGAUUUACAGCAAAUUCCUUGAACAAAGGCCCCUUCAUUCCUGAAAGGAGAAGAGUGGAGCAAAUUGUGUAAGGAAAUGACAGAGUACCAAGCUGGAGCCUAACCUGUGGACAGCCGCUAAUGUCUUCUGCACCAAGUCCUUUGAAGACUUGUGUUUUUAAACAGGGUAAAGUGAAUGUGUUGCAUUGCAAACUCAGGUAUUAUGAUAAGAAGGUAGAAGUAUAGCUAGCAAUGUAGAGACAUUAGGUCAGCCACUAGAUGUUUUUGUGAAUUUGGUUUUGAAGGACACAAUAUAAAGGUUGGAGGGGUGUGUGUGUGUGUGUGUGUGUGUGUGUGUGUGUGUGGCCAUUCUUCUAUUAAUGCAGGAAGCCUUUUUGCCAGUGGAAGAAAAAAAAUCUGAGUGUCUCAGAUCCUUCUCUCUUUUGCCACCAACAGCCAUCACUUGCAACAAAAAUUUGCUGCAUGAAAAUGCAAUUAGCUGCAUUUUCCUUGAGUUGUGCUGAUUUUUUUUCUUUUAAUUUCCUUUGUCCCGAGCUAAGAUUUGGAACUUCAUUGCUCAUGCUUCGUGUCUGAUUCAGGGCAAUUUUGGCCAUUAUCAAACUGGCUAUUGCAUAUCUUAAUAAUGCCAUCUUCUAAGGUGAUACUUAGGUGUCUUCCACACCCAAACCAGGAGUCUUACCCUCCAAAGAUUAGUACAACAGUACCUAGUUUCCUCUUCCCAAAACACUCCCCUUAAGAAACUAAUAUCCUGCUUGCUUAUGACUAGACACCAAACUGGUCCUGGUAAGAAAGAAUAAUAAUUCGUCCCCUUCCUGCAGUACUUUAAGCCCUGAGUGAUAGUGUGUACAUUUUAUAAAUGGAGAAAUUAAGCCCCAGAGAGAACAUAGGGCAGUAGAUUUAGACCUGGGAUGGACCUUAGGAGAACUAUCUAAUCCGUACCUCUUCGUUUGCAGUUUUGGAAACGGGCUCAAAGAAGAAACAGUAAUUUAAUAGGGAGAAUCUAUAUAUGAACUCAGAAUUUAAUUGCAAAUUAAGUAUUCUUUCCACAGAAUUCAGGUCACUCCAUUAGAUCAUAUAGGAAGUGAAAAAACUAACCAACCCUCAAAUCUAUGGCUCAUUGAUAACUCAUCCAUUGCUCCUCCCUCCCCAUCUCUCUCCCCACCCCCAAUUCACAACUGCAUUCCUGAUAAUCUUCUAAAUGACCCCUGCUCUCAAUCCUCCCUGGAAAAUUGGAAAGAUUGAUUUUGGUACUCUUUUUGCCUUCUAAAGUAUUGGUGUGGGUUUGAUGCUCCCAGAUAAGUAGGCCCUUAUUGUCUAACACCUUUCAUUCACUCUCCUUAAAUUCUUCCCUGGGUGUGCCCUUGACCAGGAGGGCAUUCCUCUUUACCUCUACUCCCUCAUAAUCUGACAAAUGAAGUUUGAGAACCAUCCAGUAAUAAUGCUGCAAUCUUGGGCAAGGAUUUUAAAACCCCAGGAAAUAGAGAACUGCCUUACAAAACCUCUUAUUUCCUGGCUUUUUGUUUUUAAUUUCCUUGGGGGAUGGUCGCUUUAAACAAUCAAGUGAUUAAAAAAGUGGUCAGGCCCAUCUGCUUCUCAGGUAUCAACAUACCUAACCUGCUAGAGCCCUUACCCCAACUCCAUCCUCCAAUUGGCCAGAAUCUCUUCUUCAAAUCCUAGAGGUGCCACAUAUCAUAGCUUUUGUUGUGUGUCUAGUCUAUAUUACAAAGGCUUUCUAGUCCUAAUUUUAUGGUUCUGAGACUGAAUUCUACUACCAUAGGUCAUUCCCACCAUCUCCUAGUGUCAAUUGGCCUUUCUGUAAGGUAAACUAGAUGAUUUCCAAUGUCUCUUCUACCCCUAAAAAUCUAUCAUCAAAGACUAUACAAAGAUGAAUUCCCAUAACCUAUGAAUUAAACUAUAUUAUACAUGGGAGGAAUUGUCAAAACCGUAGAUAUUUUGCAGCUUUCCCUUAAGUGCAUCAGGAUAUCAUUGCUGCUUUCUAGCAAAACCUGUGCUACCUUUACUUUAUGUUAAAUAGAUGAGCAGCAGUUCCAAGUCUUUAACUCAGACUCAGUGCUGGCCUAAUUUAGGCCUAUUAAUCCAAGAGUGGACCGCUAGCAAAAUGUGUGGGUGGCCAUUUUUCCACCUUCAUUUUUAUUUUAUUAAAUUUUGUGUUGAGAAACCAGACCUUCCAAAUAACUUUUUUCUUAAACUUUAAUUUUUUUCUCUCUCUAUUAACUUUUUAAAACUCUACCUCCACCCCCAAAUAAGAAAAAUAAUAAAAUGAUACUACUCACUUUCACCUUCAGGAUUACAUCCUUCAAUAUUGUUCAUCCUUUCUUCCUUUUUAUUUUGGCUGGAGGUUUCAAUACUAGUCAACUGUAAAGAGGUUUCUGUGUCUGAGGAAAAGUGGCUUUCUGCUCUGUUAGAGGCUAGUAGAUAGAGGAAUGAGGCACUCAGUGACAGAAACUGAAGGCCAGUGCUGACAUUUCGGGGACUUCAUGUUGUAGGGUUUCUGGGGGUGGCCUGUGUCAAGUGUGGCACAGGCAAAAGCUCAGGGAUAUAUGUAUUUAAAUACAGGACCCACAGAAACCCUCAGCUUGAUGUGACUGCAGUAGAUGGCUUUUUUCCAAGGUUUUUUACGUGCUUCAAGAUCGGAACAGGUUACCUAGAUUUUCCCAAACUUAUUCUAAGCAACAGCCCAGAGUUAUCCCAUGUCCUCUGUUUGCCUUCUAGGUGGAGUGGCUUGGGUUUUUGGGAAAGAAAUGUAAUUUCUCUUGUUUUUUGGAACCUUCAGAUUCAGAAGCCUUUCCAAUGGACUAGCAGGCUAGGAAAGAAGUUGAAGGUAUGCCUAGUCAAAGAUGUGGGGAUGGUGGAAAAAAUCCUAGGCAGGUAUGGAAUAUAUGGUGAACCUAUUUUUAGGGCUCGGGUUUUCUUUUCUUUUCCUAGAGCUGGGAUUCUCAGGAAAACCUUUGUUAGGGAAACUGCCAGCACUAGCUUGGCCACCUUUCCAGAGAAACUCUAGCCAAAUACAGUGGGAACUGAACCAAGACAUAUGGGGACAUCCCCAUCCCCAACAGCAUCAGAAAGUCAGAUCCAAAGUUAUCCAAUAAUUCCAAAGCCCUUAAGAGAGACCGGGUUAAUUCUAAGAUUACUCUGGAAAGUCUCAUGACCAGGGAAAAUUUUAAUUAGAAUGGCCUACAAGAUUUAAGUUUCUCCUCUUGGAUUUGAUUUAGGUAACUUGUAAAAAGAAAGGCUCUUCUCAUUUUUGGCUCCUCCCUGACUUUCCAACUUAUAAGGCAGGUAUUAUUAAAUAGUAGCUCAUUUGUUGUGCUCUUUGAAAUGACUUAAAUGCAAGAUAACUAAAUAAGCUUACCCAGGGUCAUACAGCCAGCAAGUAUUAGAACAGAUUCAAACCCAGGUAUUCUGACUACUCUUUAUAGUACACCAUACUACUAUUCAAUCUGAGAUUUGGAAAACAGCCUUUGUCCUUGGGAAGGGGUUGAUCUCUCUCAAGGAUCUCUGUCUGUCUCUCUCAUCCCAAUCAACACUAGGCCAAAAUCACUAAGACUGGGGGGAAUAGCCCUUCUUUCCUAGUCCUUCAUAGCCUGUGAAAAAGCAUUGUACCAGUGUCGCCCUUGGUUCUAAGCCAGUCACAGUAGUCAGCUUUAGCUAUGCCAGGUCCUUAUGUGAUUAUUUUCUUUCUGUAAAAUGUUUCGUAAUAGUUGAUAACAUUAUUGACUCAAAUUUCCAUAUAAAACAAACUACCUCUUAUGUCUAAGAAUGUGUGGAGAAAGAAUACUGUGAUUUUGGUUUUGUUUACAUGUUUCUUUGGGGGGAAGAAGGGAGAUAUGAAAUCCAAUAUGGGGGUAGAAAUGUUUUUUUUUUUUUUUUUUUUUUUUUCUGUGCUGCUGCUCUGGAGGUGAAAUGUGAUGUUUGCUGAUCCUGUUUGCUCCCUCUCUCACCUACCUAGACCACCUUCCCUAGAGUUUCUGUAACUCUAGGGCCUAGAGCAACUGGGCCCAGAUUUUCUCUGGGAGAGAAAAUCUAGGUGGUGAGGGAAGGUAUCUAACCCUUUACUUUCUAGGAACCUACCUUUUCUUGCCCUAGGGGCAGGUGUUCAGGCAGAAGCCAGCCAAGUUGAAACCAUCCUCAACUGCAUUAGCAGUGUUGGGCACUAAGAGGGUGCUUUUUGUGAAGCCAUUUCUGUAGCGAAUGUACUCGCGACCCUACUUGUGUGUUUACUUGGACCCUCCCACUGUGUACUCGUGACAGAUAGGGGGAGAAAUGCCUGGAUUGGCCCCUGCCCUGCCCCCGCUGGUCUCCAGCCCUAGCUUUUGAUUUUACCUUCACCUUGACUUGUGGCCAGGCAGCCCAUCCCUGGGGAUGGAUCUGGCUCUCUGGAUCACCACCAGCUUUGGGUUGGUCAUCUCUCCUUGGAAGCUGCACUGUGUUCCUCACUUCCAGGGUGGUCCCCUGUGUAAAAUCAGGCUUCUGGGUCGUCCCUUCCACAGAACUCCCAGUGAGCGCACCCCAGUGAUGUGCCAUGGUGCAGAGCUGACUUCCCCACCCCCACCCCCACCUUUGGGAACUUGUCCAAUUUCACUUAGACUAUGACCAAGCGAUUGUUUAGCAUUGCAGGUGCUAAGGCAGAUGGCCACUUUGGCUACCUCCCUAUCCAGCCCUGCUCUGUGAAUUGACUACCUGUGGAAAUGUGACCAAUUAGUGUUUAGCAAGUGUUAGAUAUUUUAACUAAUAAAUGUGAAUCAUUCUGCACACA